AUGGGCCAACUGCGCCACGCCGUUCAAGCUCCCUCGGGUCUCAGGGCGAAUCAGAUCUGCUUCCGUCGCGGUGAUGACGCGUCCCAUCCAGUCUUGAGCAACCAGUUCGUGAGUUCCGUGCUAUUUUUGUUCGCUGUACUAAUGGCCUCUACGUCGAUUGCAUAUCAACAGCUCCGUGGGUACCUUUCAGAUGUUAAUCACGAUAACGAUUGGACUGCCGUACUGCCGAAGACUGAGAUGUGA
Molecule: messenger RNA, 243 nt
Organism: Guyanagaster necrorhizus
Lineage: Eukaryota; Fungi; Basidiomycota; Agaricomycetes; Agaricales; Physalacriaceae
Exons: 2
Coding region: 1-243 (80 amino acids)
Source: RefSeq, a predicted model, not a curated record